AUGAUCUGUAGGGACGACACACAGUACUCCGACGGCACCGGCAACCUCGACACCGGCGAGGGCUUCGCGGCGGCUCCCGACAUCGACCACCUCAACACGCAGGUCCAGCGUGAGCUCAUGGACUGGCUGAACUGGCUCAAGACUGACAUCGGCUUCGACGGGUGGAGACUCGACUUUGCCAAGGGUUACUCCUCGAGCGUCGCCAACAAGAUCUACGUCGAACAGACGCAGCCAAACUUCGUGGUGGCUGAGAUCUGGGGUUCAUUAGCUUACGGAAACGAUGGGAAGCCAGCAUACGAUCAGAACGGCAACCGCCAAGAGCUGGUUAAUUGGGUUCAGCAGGUCGGAGGCCUAGCGACGACCUUCGAUUUCACCACAAAGGGAAUACUACAAGCUGCCGUGGAAGGUGAACUGUGGAGGAUGCGUGAUCCCCAGGGGAAGGCACCCGGCAUGAUGGGGUGGUGGUCGGAGAAGGCUGUCACCUUCGUCGACAACCACGAUACCGGUUCGACGCAAAGGUUGUGGCCUUUUCCUUCUGAUAAGGUCAUGCAAGGCUACGCUUAUAUACUCACGCAUCCGGGCAUCCUUUCCAUCUUCUACGACCACAUGUUCGACUGGGGAUUGAAGGAGAAGAUAACUCAGUUGGCUGAAACCAGAACACGAAAUGGAAUUCAUUCGGGUAGCGCUCUCAACAUUCUGGCCUCCGAUGCUAACCUCUACAUGGCAAUGAUCGAUGGAAAGAUACUGACGAAGCUAGGCUCGAGAUACGACGUGGGGAAUCUCGUUCCUUCCAACUUCCACGUCGUUGCCUCUGGCAAUGACUACUGCGUUUGGGAGAAGAGAUGA
Molecule: messenger RNA, 846 nt
Organism: Musa acuminata AAA Group (dessert banana)
Lineage: Eukaryota; Viridiplantae; Streptophyta; Magnoliopsida; Zingiberales; Musaceae
Product: alpha-amylase isozyme 3A-like
Exons: 2
Coding region: 1-846 (281 amino acids)
Biological process (GO): carbohydrate metabolic process
Molecular function (GO): alpha-amylase activity; calcium ion binding
Source: RefSeq, a predicted model, not a curated record